Messenger RNA from Candida albicans SC5314, 1281 nucleotides. RefSeq lists its product as uncharacterized. The record is from RefSeq and is a predicted model, not a curated record. Gene Ontology annotation, molecular function: RNA binding. The transcript has a single exon. Gene Ontology annotation, cellular component: nucleus. The coding region runs from base 1 to 1281 and encodes 426 amino acids. Lineage: Eukaryota; Fungi; Ascomycota; Pichiomycetes; Serinales; Debaryomycetaceae.
AUGUCUACAUCUACUUCAUCUCAGCAACAACCACAGGACAUUAUAACUCAAGUUUCACCACAUCAACAAGAUUCAUUUAAUACUACUACAACCACACACACAACUGGUACUGAUGAUCAAUCCGAUGUUGGUGGUGGUGGUGAUUAUAAUUCUAUUAUUCAUUUAAAUAUUCGAGGUAAAGAAUUUACUAUUACUCGAGAUGAUUUAAUGAGUUUACCUGAAAGUAUAUUAUUAUGUUUAUUUCCCAAUGGAGUAUUUCUUGAUGUUAAUGGUAAUGUAAUAAAUAAUUUAACUGAAGACGAUAUUGUUUAUGUUAAUUUUGAUCCUCAAACAUUUCAAUAUAUUAUUAAUACUUUUUAUCAAGCUCAACAAGAUUUAAUUCAAAUGUCAACCAAUACGACAAAUUUAACUCCAGUGACUAGUCAUAAUAAUGGUAGACAUAAUAAUAAUAAUAACAAUAGUAGUCGUCAUAAUCGACAAGAAAAUAUAUUGGAAACUAAACCAGCAAUUAUUGUUUUACGAGAAGAUUUAGAUUUUUAUGUUAUACCUCCAUUUGAAAGAUUAAAUAGUGAACAAAUGAAACAAUUGAAAUUAGGUGUUAGUAUACAAUUGUUAAAGAAUAAAUUGAUUUUUUCUGGUUUAGGAUAUAAAUUUGAAGAUGAUGAAGAUGAAAAUGAAGAUGAAGAUGGAAAUACCCAUGAUGAUAAAUCAAGUAAAGGAUUAGGACCUGCAGAACAACAUUUAUUUGAUAUGUUAUGUUCUUCUGGAUUUGAAGUGAAAGAUAAAUGGGGAUGUCGAUCAUUAGAACCAAAUAAAUGUGUUGUAUCUUCAUUACUGUUGGUAAGAUUGAAAACUAAUCCACCACCAGGUGAAACCCCACCAGAUUCUCCAUCAUUAGAUCCCGUCACAUCACAAUCAAGCACUACUACUGGUGGUGGUGGUGGUGGUAAUGGUCGUUCAAGAUCAAGAUCAAGAAUUGCUCAAUUGGCAAGUAGUGCAUCAAGAGCAGCUCUGAGAUCAUUAUCAUCAAAAAGAAAUAAACCCGAUAAUAGUACUCAAACGAAAUUAUUAUUAUUUUGGAGGAAACCAGCAAGAAAAUGUUGGUGGUCUCAUGAUUGGGUUACUAUAGAAAUUGAUGCCCCAGAAUUAUUCAAAUCAAUGAAAAAUGUAAAUUCAAAUAGAAGUGAUAGUAACGGUAAGGAUAAUGAUAAUAAAAUGUCAGUUAAAGUUCAUAUAAGAAGAGUUUGGACUUUAGAAUUAUCAAUUAUUGGAGUUCAAUAA